GGCGUUCUAAAGCCCCGUUUAAAUCCCUGGGAGGUAAUGGGUUGGACAUCAAAACAACAACGCUCCAUCUAUCGCAGCUGGGCUCAACACUUUGCCAGUAAACGCAAUAAUACGCAGGCGCUGGAAUAUUUUGACAAGUGCAUCGAUGAUCACGUGUCUGAUGACUUUUUGACCCUGUUCAUGAGGAGCAAAUUCAAUAGAUUGAUUGCACGUCCGGAGGCUGCGUUAAAAGACAGUCAAAAGGCUUCCAAGAUUGCUGGUCCAUGGAAUACAUCGGUCAAUAUACAAAUAGUUGAUGCAUUGCACGAUCUCAAUCAGUUUGAGGAAAACAAAAUGAUCAUUCACAACAAUUUGCGGAUGCAUGUCGGCCAUAAAAAAUUGCCAUUUAAUCAUCGUCUCACGAUUAUCAACGAGAACUUCAAGGAUACCAUCGGCGAUAGUCUGACUCCAUUUUUUCUGAAAAAUGGCUCAAAACUGGCCGCCUUCCACGAACACCAUCUCAAGCAACGGAAACACGUCGAGCCCACUAUACGCUGGCAGAAGCUCAAGGAACGAAAUGAAUGCGAUGUCCUGAGCUUUGUUGAGAAGAAGAAUCUGAGAGCAUCACCGCUGGAGACGGCUUGGUCCAAACGCAAGACAAAAGUCUAUUUUCAAACCUAUUUCCAGCAAACCUGGGCCGAUAUCUCAUUUCUCAAAUCACUUCGCAGCAAUCCCAAUGUCGUGAUGGAUAAGGCAUUUAAUUCCGCUGGCGAACGCAAAGAGAUCAUGAAUACUUGCUUUGACUACGUCAACAAAUUUUGCCGUAUGCUUCACGCCCGUAGUCCGAUUUAUAAUGAGCUUUACGCGCGUUCCGACAAUACCGAGAUGGCGGCACGCUUCCAUCAGGCCAACAUGUUCAGAAUACAGUAUCAAACACGCCGGAACAUGAUUUCCAUUCUACGGACUAUUAUGGCUUUACGAGAACAAGAGGAUACAGUGCGUCUGCGCAAAUAUGUGGCAAAAGUUAUGGGCGAGUAUAAUGUGCUAAAGACGCGACGGGUGAUGCCCUGGAAAACGGAAUUCAUGAACGAGGUAUACAAUCAUUUGGCAUUGAGCCUGUGCGAGGGUUAUCGUCUGCCCAACCAGAAAGUGUCGCCCUACGAUAAUAACUCCAUGUGCCAUCUACUUGGGGUGAUGCCAUUAAAGCCCACCGAACAGCGGCACGUUGUCUUUGGAGAUCGCUCCACAUACGUCUACGACGACAGCGGUGAGGCCUUUGAGCAGGCAAAGGCGCAUAAACGUGCCAAACUUGAAUUGGAGAAGCGUUUGCAUUUCUCAAAGCAACCCAUCGAACGCAGCUACCUUCUUUAUGAGUUGGCCGACUCGCACAUGGCGCAGAAUCAACAGCUUCGUUGCCUUUUGUAUGCUAAGAAGUCCAUCGAUGAGGCCAGAAGAUGCAAUAGUAAAAUCUGGGAAUUUUUGGCCACAAUGCUGCAAGCCAAAUCGCAUGCCAUACUCUGUAAGUUCGAGCGUCAGGCGGAGGUCCUCAAUAAUGCCUAUGAGUUGGCCAAGGAGCUGCGGUCGCCCAGGCUAUGCACCUUCAUUGAGCUCUGCCGGAUGCUCAACAAGGAUUAUAUGACGCUGCGCAAAAUGUCUCAACUGGUGGCUACCAAGCGUCUGCGUACCAGGAUGUCACAUCGUUCCCUCAAUGAUAGCUCAUAAUGAUAUAGGGAAGCGAGUACUGUACAGGCUAAAAGUGUGGGACUUUCCCGCAUUUCUUGUACAGCACUCGCUUCUCUAAUUACUCUGCAUGAGUUAGUUGAGCGAUAUUUUUUGUUUUUUUUUUUUUAUCAAAUUAUUAACAUAACAAAAAACACUAAAUUUUAAUUAAAACCAAACAAAGAAAUUGUAUUAUGUUUAAUGCAAAUCUUACAAAAAAAAUUAAUUAAAU
Drosophila innubila is the source of this 1930-nucleotide messenger RNA. RefSeq lists its product as uncharacterized. Bases 37 to 1701 code for a protein of 554 amino acids. The transcript is spliced from 3 exons. Lineage: Eukaryota; Metazoa; Arthropoda; Insecta; Diptera; Drosophilidae. The record is from RefSeq and is a predicted model, not a curated record.